AUGGAUUUGGAGAUUAUGAUAAAAAAGAAAAAGAGGAUCGUGGAUGACCAGCCGAAGAUCAGGUGGGGUAGUCUGACUCUGUCUAGUACCCAGGAGAUGGGAGAUAAGCUGAUGGCUAUGGGGGCUUGGGAGAGUAGGGGGGACACGAGCAGUAUGUGGGAUAGGACGGACAGUUGCAUUAGGGAAGCAGCUAGAGAUGUACUGGGAGUCUCGAGAGGUCGCCGUGGUGGGCAACGAGGGGACUGGUGGUGGAAUGGAGAAGUCCAAGGGAAGGUGGAAGCAAAGAAGGUGGCGUACGCGAAGUUGGUAGACAGCAAAGACGAUGAGGAGAAGCUGACGAAUAGGGAAAGGUAUAAGAUUGCGGGAAAAGAAGCGAAGUUGGCUGUUUCGGCGGCAAAACGGAGUAUAAAGGUGGAGGAGGUUAAGGGUGCCGUUCGUAGGAUGCACAGGGGAAGAGCGACCGGGCCUGACGAGAUUCCUGGGGAGUUUUGGAAGAGUACAGGCAGGGCAGACGGUGAAGAUGCUCUAGGAAUGGAGGUGGAGUAUGAUGGUUCCUUUGUACAAGAACAAAGGUGA
Messenger RNA from Lycium ferocissimum, 576 nucleotides. RefSeq lists its product as uncharacterized. The coding region runs from base 1 to 576 and encodes 191 amino acids. Lineage: Eukaryota; Viridiplantae; Streptophyta; Magnoliopsida; Solanales; Solanaceae. The transcript is spliced from 3 exons. The record is from RefSeq and is a predicted model, not a curated record.